This is a messenger RNA of Talpa occidentalis (Iberian mole), 1931 nucleotides long. RefSeq names its product DMRT like family A1 (gene DMRTA1). The record is from RefSeq and is a predicted model, not a curated record. The transcript is spliced from 2 exons. Bases 211 to 1692 code for a protein of 493 amino acids. Gene Ontology annotation, biological process: regulation of transcription by RNA polymerase II; sex differentiation. NCBI's taxonomy places the organism in Eukaryota, Metazoa, Chordata, Mammalia, Eulipotyphla, Talpidae. Gene Ontology annotation, molecular function: protein binding; DNA-binding transcription factor activity, RNA polymerase II-specific; RNA polymerase II cis-regulatory region sequence-specific DNA binding. Gene Ontology annotation, cellular component: nucleus.
ACUCCAAGAGGCGCACUGGGCAUCUGCGCCUCCUCGCGUCGCCCCACCUCUUCGAAGCGGUGGUCCCCAACUCGCGACGGGAAUUGUGUAAAACUGUCGGGGUGUGAGUGGGAGGCAGCAGGACACCCGCGGGUCCUCCAGCCCCACGCCCCGGGGUGCAGCUGUGGGCAGUGCACUGGCCUGGGGCGCUCCUUGCCAGCACUCUCCGGGAUGGAGCAGUCCCAGGGUGACAGCGCAGAUCUUGGUGCCAGCAGCCGAGCUCACCUGGCCCCGGGGCUGGUGGUGACGGCCCCUCCGCCCGGGUCCCCCGCCGUGCCCGUCCCCUCGGGGAUCCCGGUUCCCCCAACUUUCCUGCGGCCGCCCAGCCUCUUUCUGCGCGCAGCCGCCGCGGUCACCACGGGAAGCGGGGGCUGCCCGCCCGCUCCCGGGCUGGAGAGAGGGGUGGGUGUGGUGGGCUGCGGCUACCCGCGGACACCCAAGUGCGCCCGUUGUCGGAACCACGGUGUGGUGUCUGCGCUCAAGGGCCACAAGCGCUUCUGCCGCUGGCGGGACUGUGCCUGUGCCAAGUGCACCCUGAUCGCGGAGCGCCAGCGCGUCAUGGCUGCCCAGGUGGCGCUGCGCAGGCAGCAGGCCCAGGAGGAGAGCGAGGCCCGGGGGCUGCAGAGGCUCCUGUACUCGCCCGGGGGUCGUGCGCCCAGAGGCAGCAGGACCGAGAAUCCUCAGGCUUCCAGCGGCCCCGCAGCUGCAGUGACCGCCCUGGGACUCAGUGCCUUGAGGCCGUCGAGUGGUCUGGCGACCCCUGCUUUCGAAGUUUUCCAGCCUGAUUAUACUGAAGAAAAACAAGAACAAAAAGAGAGUAAAUGUGACUCAUGCCAGAGUAUACAAGAAGAAUUAGUCUCCAAAUCACAUCAACUCACCCUGGGAUCAUCUUCUGAGUCUAAUGGUAUCAUUGGAAAACAAAAUGUCAGGUCGUCUAUCUCAGAAAACUCAAACAAGGAGGACAGCAUUCUGUCUUCUCACCCUGGGGAGCAGUCAGGAGGUGAAGAGAGUCCCAGGUCCUUAUCAUCCUCUGAUCUGGAGUCAGGAAAUGAGAGUGAAUGGGCCAAAGACUUCACAGCCACCAGAGGCAGCCUUCCCACGGCAUCCUCAAGACCAAGAGACCCUCUUGAUAUUCUUACCAAGAUUUUCCCAAGUUAUAGGCGCAGCCGGCUAGAAGGCAUUCUGCAGCUCUGCAAAGGGGAUGUGGUCCAAGCCAUUGAACAGAUUCUAAAUGGCAGGGAGCACAAACCAGGCUCCAGGGACCUACCAAGCUCAGGAGAACUGGAAAAUACAGCUUUUCAGAGAGUUUCAAAUUUUAGUUUUGCUGGAAUUGGUUUUGGAACUCUAGGGACUAAAUCAGCCUUUUCUCCUCUGCGAACCACUUCAACUUCUUAUGGAGGUGAUUCAAGUCUGUACAGCUUAAAUCCUAGACUAGGUAUCAGUCCGUUACGGCUAGCAUAUUCUUCUCCAGGAAGAGGGCUAUCUGGUUUCAUAUCUCCUUACCUAACUCCUGGGUUGGUACCAGCUUUGCCUUUUCGGCCAGCUUUGGAUUAUGCCUUUUCAGGGAUGAUUAGGGAUUCUUCCUACCUUCCCAGUAAAGACUCACUAAUUGGUGGCAGACUAUAUUCCAUACCAAAUCAGGACAAUCUGUAAUGUAUCUGCCCACUCUCCCUUCCUGGAAUAUUAUUAGAAGCAUGCAAUCCCCUCUCCCUAUGCUCUCACCCCCACAUCUUUUCAUGUGGUUCACAGUAUAUGUGAGUGAUUUAUUAGGCCUUCAAAAAUGUUAUAUUUUUCCAAACAAUAUAUUGGGUUUGCGAUCUGAAUACUCUUAGCGUUUAUUAAAUGAAAGAAACAUUUUAAUAUUUUAUGUGCCUCGAAUAAAGCUAUUUCUG